Artibeus jamaicensis (Jamaican fruit-eating bat) is the source of this 2182-nucleotide messenger RNA. RefSeq names its product MARVEL domain containing 3 (gene MARVELD3). The coding region runs from base 99 to 1253 and encodes 384 amino acids. Gene Ontology annotation, cellular component: membrane. Lineage: Eukaryota; Metazoa; Chordata; Mammalia; Chiroptera; Phyllostomidae. The transcript has 3 exons. The record is from RefSeq and is a predicted model, not a curated record.
CCCCGCCGCACUCCGCCGCAGGCUUGGCCACCUGCCUGGGAAAUUUGUGGUGACUGUUGCCCUCGGGUCGCUCCGGGGCGGGGACGCGGCAACGAGCCAUGGGAGAUACGUCGGGGACUCGUGAGCCCCGGACCCGGCCGAGAGAGCGCGACCCAGACCGGCAGUCCCGUCCGAACGGAGACCGCCACGCCGAGCGACAGCGGGACCGAGCCGGGGACCGGCGCAGGGAGAGAAGCGGGGGCGAGCGGAGGGACCGGGACCCGGACGGGGACAGGGGGAGGGACCGAGAGUCUCGCCAAGACAGACACGGGGUUCGGGCCCAUCGUCCUGAUGAACAAAGAGUUUGGGAAAAAUCCCGCCAAAGCCGCGCGCGGGACGGACCCCGGGGCCCCACCUGGGACGCAGCCCCGCCCCCCUGGCCGGCGCCUUGGGAAACCCUGGAGUCGCCCCCUUACAGGAAGGAGGGCUCCAAGCUCCGCGGACUAGAAAGUUACAGUGAACCCACUGCAGGGAGAUACCUACCCUCGAACCCCAGACCUGGACGAGAGGAAGUGGAAUACUACCAGUCGGAGGCUGAAGGGCUCCUGGAAUGCCACAAAUGCAGAUACUUGUGCACGGGGAGAGGUGUGGUACAGAUAGUGGAGGUGAUAUUGAAUGGGAUGGUUCUCAUGUGUAUCGUGGCGUCCUACUUUGUCCUUGCUGGAUUCAGUGCCAGCUUUACCAGUGGUGGCGGCUUUGGGAACAACUAUUACUCACCGUUUGAGGGCACCGAGCUGGAGCAGGUUCGGCAGCUGGACCAGCAGUACACAGUCCUCCGGGCACCCCUGAUAUAUGGCGGCGUGGCUGUUUCUCUGGGGCUGGGUGUCCUCACCAUGGGUGUUUUACUCCAAGGAGCCAAGAGUCCAACCAAACUGCCAAGGAAGUGGCUUCUCCUGGAGGCCACCUUCAGCCUCCUGGCAGCAGUGGGCUAUUGCAUAGGCAUCGGCAUUUACCUCCACACAGCCUUGCGAAUCAAUGCUACAAACACUUGCAAAAUGAGAGAGAGGCUCUAUGCUCGCAAAGGCCUCACCUGGAUGAACUGCCAGCUGGCAGGCACUGAUGGAGCAGCAGCCACCUUUGCUUGUCUUCUGGUGAUCAUGUAUGGAGCCAGCGUGGUGCUGGCUCUGCGGAGCUACCGAGAACAGAAGCACUACGAAGACAGCCAAGAACAGCACAGGAAUCACAGUGAGGCACCGGAGUUAUCUGUGGUCUGAAACACUCUGAGAUUUUCUGGAACCAAAGUGUCAACCCACCCUCUUUGUUUCUCAGAAAGAUGGGCCCUUUAAAUAUUGCACAUUUGACACCUGAUGUUUCACAUACUUGAUUUUGUAAAUGCUCUUUGGUACCAGUGCAAAACUAGAUGGUAGUCUCAUUUUUCUAUCAAUAAGCUUUAAGCUUUUUAAGCUCAGAGCUUGAAAAAAAAACUUCACCUUUGCCACAAAGAACAGAAGUUUGUGUACGCCAUUAUGGCAUGGCUCCCACACCCAAGGUCAAGUAGUGGUGAUGAUAGCUAAGUAGCCAGAGACAUUCUGAAAGUUGCAAACUACACACCAGGCCCAGCAUCGAAACAGAAAUGUCUCCCCUGUCUCAAUUAUUUAAAGUCACUAAAAGAAACAUGCCAUUUCCCCUCAGACCUGGUCCCAGGGGAAUGACUUUUAAAGCAGUUGUGUGAUUAAAUUCUAAAGGAGUAAUUAUUUUCUGACCCUCUUGUAGAGGGAAAACUGUUCCGCCCGCAGGGGCACCGUGUUGCCUAGAUCCCAGGGAGGCUGGAUUUCUCAUACGUGGAGAAAUAUUUUCAGCAUGCAUGUUCUUCAAGAUUCCUGCACUAAAGCUGAGAGAAAAUGUUUUCUUUUGCCAGCAUGCCAAGUUAGUUUUUUUUUUUGUGCAAGUCAGUCAACUUUCCUGUGACAUGUUUCUUAAACAUAAGGCUCCCCAAUAGUGUGAUAAAUAAAAGUCAUAAACUUCUUCAGUGUGUGAUUCAACUAUUUCAAAGGUAAAGCAGUUGAUUUUACUAGACUAUAAAGGCUUAUAGAAGGGUCCUUCAUUGCUGCAUUCCCCAGCCCUGCUCUAAAGCAGACCCUCCAAGGUAGAUUGUACUAUCUCAUGACUCUGAACUGUUCUUACAAUGUAACAGGUCAUAAAC